AUGCAUCUUAUGUACACUCUGGACGCCGAGGGCAAGCGUAAGGUCACCGAUGCCGGUGAGGUAACAAAGUCCGCGCACCCGGCGCGGUUCUCGCCCGACGACAAGUACUCGCGGCAUCGCGUUACUCUGAAGAAGCGGUUCGGCCAGCUGCCGACCCAGCAGCCUGAGAUCAAGGUGUAAAAUGUGCUUUUUGAGAAUACGAAUAGACCCGUCCGACGGAGUUUUAUUUUAUUUUUUGGUUUCUGAGAAUCGAGAAAAGAAGAAAGAG
This is a messenger RNA of Linderina pennispora, 268 nucleotides long. RefSeq names its product H/ACA ribonucleoprotein complex subunit 3. The record is from RefSeq and is a predicted model, not a curated record. Gene Ontology annotation, biological process: ribosome biogenesis; snRNA pseudouridine synthesis; rRNA pseudouridine synthesis. Gene Ontology annotation, molecular function: telomerase RNA binding; box H/ACA snoRNA binding. Bases 1 to 180 code for a protein of 59 amino acids. NCBI's taxonomy places the organism in Eukaryota, Fungi, Kickxellomycota, Kickxellomycetes, Kickxellales, Kickxellaceae. Gene Ontology annotation, cellular component: box H/ACA telomerase RNP complex; box H/ACA snoRNP complex. The transcript has 2 exons.